Sparassis crispa is the source of this 1566-nucleotide messenger RNA. RefSeq lists its product as hypothetical. The coding region runs from base 1 to 1566 and encodes 521 amino acids. The transcript is spliced from 3 exons. Lineage: Eukaryota; Fungi; Basidiomycota; Agaricomycetes; Polyporales; Sparassidaceae. The record is from RefSeq and is a predicted model, not a curated record. Gene Ontology annotation, molecular function: protein binding.
AUGGAAUACUACGGCCAUUCUCUGUCACAAUCUUUGUCCGAAGCACAGUCGCUCGCAACAAGUUUCUGCGGUGCCAGUCGCCGGCAUGAAAGCAUCGCUAUCUUAGAGUCUCUCGACCGGAUCCUUGUUUCCGCUUUGUCAACUGCCCGGAGCGCAAUCAACGCUCUCUCGACAAUCAAUACAUGCCCCGACGAUGUAGUCGGUCUCAUCCUUCAGCAUGCAGCGGUCAAUGUUGAAGCCCGAUUUGGUCUUGGCUUCCGGUGGCCGUUCGCCCCGCCUUGCCCCACUUGGGAGCUCAUAACUCUCACUCACGUCUGUCGUCACUGGCGCAGUCUCUUGUUAAACUUACCGUUGCUAUGGACGCACAUUGACAUUGGUAAUCCUCUAGCUUACCGUGACCUAGUUUCGACUUUCCUGCAACGCUCCGGAGCAGCACCCCUGAAAGUGUAUAUUAAGAAGCCGUCACUCUAUUACAGUCUUCCGGGUGAAAGUGAAAGCAUUGAGACACUUCUCGAUGCGUUGUCACCUCGGAUACAAGAACUUCAUGUCCAUCGUGACGCGCUCGGCUUAGAAAGGCCCUUCCCUGCACUCGAAAUCUUAACACUGGAGUCGGCUGGGCGACUUCCGGCGAUUCUCUUCGACGGGGCCGCGCCACAGCUCAGAGCAUUAACAAUGAUAUAUAUUGUAUCGCUCCCCACCAAUCACUUUCCUAGUCUCACUCGUCUUUACGUCGGCAAUUUUGCUUGGCUGAGUCACCUUUACUCGUCAGUGACAUUGUCUCAGCUUGCAGUGUUCUUGCGUGGUUGCAAUGCGCUAGAGGAACUGGCCGUCUAUCGCAUGGACUUCGAAGUAUCGACUGCGGACGACGCACUUCCUCCCGUCGCCUUAGGACAUCUGUGCAGGCUUAGCCUUGGAUGCACAUCUGCAAUAGUGACCGGCUGGUUUUUCGAUCAUAUCGAGGCUUCCCCUGCAGUCGCCAUCCGCGUCUUCGAUCUUGGACCCUUUCAUUAUCAUGCCGCAUUGGCCGUAACGUACCCGCCGCAAUUACGCACCCCAACGUUGCUGCAUCUGCGACAGUGCUUUGAGCCGGCCGUCACCAUUGCAAAUUCUUCGUCCGCUGUCCGCUUCGAAUAUAUACCACCGUCACCUAAUUGUGGAUGGGGCAUAUUCCCGUGGUCAUCGUGGCCAGUCUCCACGGUGGAGGAGCUCCAUAUCGACCACUCUUCAGGUGAACCUGAAGCAGGCUUCCAUCUCUUGCUAGACGUACUGCCAUCGUUGUCCCUGCUGGUAUAUCGUGGCAAGCUUAAACCGCUCAUACACCUUCUCGGCCUGUUGUCCGCCUCACACGGUCCACCGGGACCGCUCUGCCCCGCGUUGAAGACAUUGCAUAUAUCUUUGAAGGCGGACUUGUCGGCCCUUCACGUACUCGACGACUUUGCGGCAACUCGCGCUCGCUCGGGGUUCCCCCUCUCUGAGGUUAUCAUCGAGUACAGUAGCCGAGGCGCCCUCAAUAACGACCUCUUACCGGGCUUGUCCCUAAUUAAGUCUGUACAGUGCGUUCGAUAG